Lates calcarifer (barramundi perch) is the source of this 2074-nucleotide messenger RNA. RefSeq names its product cytosolic 5'-nucleotidase 3. NCBI's taxonomy places the organism in Eukaryota, Metazoa, Chordata, Actinopteri, Centropomidae. Gene Ontology annotation, molecular function: magnesium ion binding; 5'-nucleotidase activity. Gene Ontology annotation, cellular component: cytoplasm. The transcript is spliced from 9 exons. The record is from RefSeq and is a predicted model, not a curated record. The coding region runs from base 156 to 1025 and encodes 289 amino acids.
CUUUACGGCUGCACCGGAAGGCAGCAGCACCGCUCCGACUAACACAGAUGAUUCUGUCGUGCACAUAGCAACACUACAUUUCAACGAAGACUAACAACCGAUGACACGCCUGUUGUCAAAUUAACAUUUACGGUUCGGCAACAUAUUUCAAGAAAAUGAUCCCAGAACUGUCCAACCCCUCUGUGUGUAUGAAGGACCCUCAGAGGGUACAGGAGAUCCUGCAGUCUAUGGUGAAGGCUGGCUCUAACACCGUCCAGGUGAUCUCAGAUUUUGACAUGACCCUAACCAGAUUUGCAUACAAUGGUAAAAGGUGCCCUACGUGUCACAAUAUUCUUGACAACAGCAAACUCAUCUCUGAGGAAUGCAAAGAAAAGCUGAAGGAGUUGCUCAACACAUACUACCCCAUAGAGAUUGAUUCUUCACGGUCAAUAGAGGAGAAGUUGCCACUUAUGGUGGAGUGGUGGACUAAAGCUCAUGAACUACUGGUACAACAGAAGAUCAGGAAAGACAUGCUGGCCAUGGUGGUUCGGGAGUCUGAUGCCAUGCUGAGGGAGGGCUACCAGCUCUUCUUUGACCACCUGCAUGAGCACAGCAUCCCUCUGCUCAUCUUCUCUGCUGGAAUAGGAGACAUCCUGGAGGAGGUGAUUCGCCAGGCUGGAGUCUUCCACCCUAACGUCAAAGUCUUCUCCAACUACAUGGACUUUGAUGAUAGUGGAGUAUUAACGGCCUUCAAAGGAGAGCUGAUCCACAUUUACAAUAAAAGAGAAGGCGCCCUGCUCAACACCGGCCAUUUCCAGGAGCUGCGGACGCGGCCUAACGUAUUACUGAUGGGAGACUCUCUGGGAGAUCUGACCAUGGCGGAUGGGGUGCAGGACAUGGAGAACAUCCUCAAGAUUGGGUUCCUCAAUGACAAGGUGGAGGAGAGGAAGCAGUCAUAUCUGGACUCAUAUGACAUUGUGUUGGUAAAAGAUGAAACUUUGGAAGUCCCUAACGCUGUACUGCUCUACCUCACUGGCAAUAAGUGAACUGAGAACUUGAGUGUUUAUUGUCCACUGGCCAUUAGACACUCUGGCACCACCAGCUGAAGAAGCCCCUCUUCAGAAAGUUGUUGACAACCAACUAAGAAUGUUUAAUGAUUUUUGUUUUUCUACUAAAAGCUACACACUUUUGUAAAUGAGUCUGGGUUGGUACAAAUAGCUCUACCAGACUAAUCACAUGUCCAGUUGACAGUCACAGCUCACAAACACCAUGUCACCCUUUUAUAUCUGUCUACUGUCCUUUGCCUCAUGUGGUUAAUUUGCUUUUGGACCAUACUGUAUAUGUUGGAAGCUAGAUUAGCACUGUCUGCUGACUGUGCAGUAUGGCAAGUAUGUGGUUAUGGUUUUAUUUUAUUAUUAUUUGUUUGAGGUUUUUGGUUUUGUUAGACAAUUCUCAUGGUCAUAUAGGAUAUACUGUAAUGAUAAAGGGAAAGAAAAACGCACAACAUAAGUGGCAGCGCUUGACAAUAAAACUGUUCUACUGUUCUAGCUAAUUUUAACCUGAAACCUGAUGCUUUUAAACAAUGUUUAUCUCUCAAGUCUUCCAGUCUCUGGCCAUAUUGUCAAGCAUAGGCCUAUAAUAGUGGUUAUAUUUUUUGUUUUGUUUCUCUUAUAUUACACCACAGUGCUAGUCAGUGGUGUACCAUGACAGCUACACUUGAUAAAAACAAAUAGGUGAGCAGAAAAAAAACUAGAUAUUUUUAAAGAUCUCUAUUCACAAACCAUUUGUAUGAACUAACUGCUACCUCAGAAGUAUUACAGUUUUAGCAAGACAUAAAAUAAUUUAGAUUUUUUUUUAGAUUUUACAUUCUCUCACCUUUGCUUUUAAAGUGAGGUUCUGAAAAAGUCUAUUUCCACUGCAACACCUGAGUUUAAAACACAAUAUUCAAGAAUGACAGAUUUUUUGUCUGACAUUCGUGGACAGUGUGCCACAUACAGCAAGUGAUGCAUUUUUAUUUUAUUGUUAUUUUUUGUCCGAACUCAUUUCCUGUUAAAAUGUUAUAACCUGUCCGAAAUAAAAGUCAUUUUCAUCUGUU